This is a messenger RNA of Phalacrocorax carbo (great cormorant), 2958 nucleotides long. Lineage: Eukaryota; Metazoa; Chordata; Aves; Suliformes; Phalacrocoracidae. The record is from RefSeq and is a predicted model, not a curated record.
GCCCCCCCCCCCCUCCCCCGCCCCCGCCAUUGUGCCUGGGAGCGCGGGGCGCGCGCGCGGUGCCGCGUGACGCCCGGGGAGCGCGUGCGGGCGGGCGGGCGCGAGGCGGCGGGCCUGGGCCAUAGACGCUGGGCCGGAAGGAGAGGCGAGGGUGGUGGCUAGAGCGUCGCCCCACAGUCCGCCGCGGGAGUCCGCCAGGCAGCCGCGCCGCGACCGCGCCCGGACAAAGCCGCCGCUGCCGCCGCCCCGCCCCAGCCCCGCCCCGCCCCGCCAGCAGCCCCCGCCGCGGAGCCAUGUCGGCCAGCAGCCUCCUGGAGCAGAGACCCAAAGGCCAAGGCAACAAAGUGCAAAAUGGAUCUGUGCAUCAGAAGGAUGGGUUAAAUGAUGAUGACUUUGAACCCUACCUGAGUCCCCAGGCCCGGCCGAAUAAUGCAUACACUGCAAUGUCCGAUUCCUACUUACCAAACUACUACAGUCCCUCCAUUGGAUUCUCCUACUCCUUAGGCGAAGCUGCCUGGUCUACGGGGGGUGACCCACCCAUGCCCUACCUAACCUCUUACGGACAGCUGAGCAACGGGGAGCCUCACUUCCUCCCAGACGCGAUGUUCGGGCAGCCAGGGGCCCUUGGCAGCACUCCAUUUCUCGGGCAGCACGGCUUUAACUUCUUUCCAAGUGGGAUUGACUUUUCAGCUUGGGGGAAUAACAGUUCUCAGGGACAAUCCACUCAAAGCUCUGGCUAUAGUAGCAAUUACGCCUAUGCCCCUAGCUCACUGGGUGGAGCGAUGAUUGAUGGGCAAUCUGCCUUUGCUAACGAGACUCUGAACAAGGCUCCCGGCAUGAACACCAUCGACCAAGGGAUGGCAGCUCUGAAGCUGGGCAGCACAGAUGUUGCAAGCAGCGUCCCAAAAGUCGUUGGUUCGGCUGUCGGUAGCGGAUCCAUUACCAGUAACAUCGUGGCAUCUAACAGUUUGCCUCCAGCUACUAUCGCUCCUCCAAAGCCGACUUCCUGGGCUGACAUCGCUAGCAAACCGGCUAAGCAGCAGCCCAAGCUGAAGACCAAGAAUGGCAUUGCAGGUUCAAGUCUUCCACCACCUCCGAUAAAACAUAACAUGGAUAUUGGAACUUGGGAUAACAAAGGGCCGGUGGCAAAAGCCCCGUCCCAGGCUUUAGUUCAGAAUAUUGGUCAGCAGCCAGCCCAGGUGUCCCCCCAGCCUGUGGGACAGCAGAUCAAUAACAGCCCACCCGUGGCACAGGCUUCGAGCGGGCAGCAGCCACAGCCGCUGCCCCCGCCGCCGCCACAGCCGGCCCAGCUGCCCGUGCCGCAGCCGGCGGCUCAGCCCACCCGCUGGGUUGCCCCUCGUAAUCGUGGCAACGGGUUCGGCCAAAAUGGAGUGGACGGUAACGGAGUGGGACAGUCUCAGGCCAGUUCUGGUUCUGCUCCUUCGGAGCCGCACCCGGUCUUGGAGAAGUUGAGAUCUAUCAACAACUACAACCCCAAGGAUUUUGACUGGAACCCAAAACACGGCCGGGUUUUCAUCAUUAAGAGUUACUCUGAGGACGAUAUCCACCGUUCCAUUAAAUAUAACAUCUGGUGCAGUACAGAGCACGGCAACAAGAGACUGGAUGCCGCCUAUCGCUCCAUGAACGGGAAGGGCCCUGUUUACUUACUGUUCAGUGUCAACGGUAGUGGUCACUUCUGCGGAGUAGCAGAAAUGAAAUCUGCUGUGGACUAUAACACGUGUGCGGGUGUGUGGUCCCAGGACAAGUGGAAGGGACGUUUUGAUGUCAGGUGGAUUUUUGUGAAGGACGUUCCCAACAGCCAGCUGCGGCACAUCCGCCUAGAGAACAACGAGAAUAAACCAGUGACCAACUCCAGGGACACUCAGGAGGUGCCACUGGAAAAGGCUAAGCAGGUGUUGAAAAUCAUUGCCACCUACAAGCACACCACCUCCAUCUUUGAUGACUUCUCACACUAUGAGAAACGCCAAGAGGAGGAGGAAAAUGUUAAAAAGGAACGCCAAGGCCGUGUCAAGUAAAAGGCCAUUCCUCCCACAGAGACUGCAGCAGAGAUUGCAACCCGGCUGUCUUUCAGAGAGAGAAAGAAAGAGCAAAAAUAUCCCAGAGAGAAUUAGGACUUUUUUUUUCUUAAUUUCAUUGACUUCAAAAAGACUCUUAUAAACUUGCAGUUUAAAAAAAAAAAGAAAGAAAAGUAUUGGAAUUUCACCAGACAUAGGAGUUAAAAAAACAAAAACAACAAAAAAAAUCCCUUCUAGGUAGAGUAUAGGUAAAAACUGUCCCCUUUCUUUUGGCUUUGGUUGUGAUUUCAGAGCAUAUGCUUUGUUUUUUGUCUUUUUACUAUGGUUUUUUCGGAUUUUAAAGUCCGUAAGUGGCACAUGCCGCCUUUUUUCUGAUUUUUAAACCCCGCCGCUUCCCUUCCUUCCACCCCCUCGCGCCUCCUUCCCCUGGUUUUGACAUUUGCACUUGGAACACCGAAUUGUAACAUCUACCACGGAAAGUGGAAUAACUUUUGUUUAUUUCUUUCUUCCCCCCUGGCCUGGAAGAGGAGGAGUUCUAUGAGGAAGUUGGGGUUUUGGCCUAAGAAGAAUUGAACAGAAAUUGUCCAUGAGGUUGUGUCUUAAAGGUGGUUCAUUUUUCUCUGACCCUUUGUUACUCAAAGUCAAGUACUAGGAGUCCUAAGAAAUGUUCUGUUCUUGUGCAUUAUACGGAUUUACAGAUUAAGCCUGGAUUAAUUUGAUUUUGAAAGCUGAGAACAGUGGUAAAAACUUGUUUUGUUUACAGGAAAAUGAAUUUUGGACAAAAAAAAAAAAAGAAAUAUUGUAAAAUGUGUAGUGAAUAUGUUUCUUCAGUUUCUUGUUAAGCCAAUGAGGAAUGGGCGUUGCCUUUCUUUUCACCAUUAAUCACUUCUCAAUAAUAAACGUGAGAUCCUGUUGAGCAUCA